AUGAUGAGCACAGCAGCUUUCAAUCUGCAUGCCAAGUCCAAGGGGCACCAGCAGAGCUUGCAGCUGCUGACCAGUGCCGACACAGCGCCCGAGGGAGGCAAUGCCAUCGCCACGGGGAUCAGCCAAGGGGUCCCGCGCAUCGACAAGUUUAGGCUUGCUGCCACCGUGGUGGGGCGCCGUGACACAUUCAAGGAGUGGUUGAGUAACUGCUGCUGCCACCGGUGGCACGUCUCAUGUUGUGUCCUGCGAAGUUGCAAGAAUCUAAUCUGUUGUGAGGACUUCAAAGCCUAUAUGGAGUGCCUUGGUCAAGGUGACUUCUCAGAGCGAGUGUGCAAGCAAAUGGUGACCUCUAUGGCGCACGUCGUGCACGAGCAAGAUCUCUGCGUUCUGGAAAAGGCCGAGCACUGCUGCCUGGCCUUGGACGAAAGGGAUUCCUGUGUUCUUGUCGCCGCACGAUUCUACUACUCAGGCUUGAAACGCAACAAAUGGCUCCCGCAAUCUGGCCUGUACGACUGCCUCAUCGGCAUUGUCCGAGAUCACGGGCCUGAGAACGUUGCGCAGGCAAUCAUGGAGACUUUGAAAAAAUUCUGCACACGCCGUCGUGGACGUAGAGACAGCAGUGGAACUUGUGGUCCAGAUGACGCGUUGGACGAGGAACUCUUCAAGAAGAUGAAGGACGUCACGAGUGUUGCUGUUGCCGAUGGGGGUCCUGCAGAACAACAAGCUCUCCAGACUUUGGCCAGCAGCGACCUGCCCGAAUUGAAAUUUGUUGUCCGAGAUCGGGCACAUCGAAUGCGGGCAGUUCAAAAACACACCUGGUCGACCAUCAGCAAGAUGUGUGAUGGAUUACUUGACGUCUUUGUCACAGGAGAUGGCUCCAUCGCACGAGUACUAGAAUCGUCUCGCAAGCUGAGUCUAAUCUUUGAGCAGGUGCAGGCCGGAGAAUUUGCCCGAAACCUGAGGAAUUUUGCGUUCGCCCUUCAGAGAUUCGACUCCGCCAGUCUUCCACUCUUCAAGAUCCUCAAAAUGCUGCCGUGCGUGUUCCGCUUCCUGGUGAAGGUUGCUGCCUUGGACGAUGCCGAAGAUGCAUCUUGGGCCCGAGACAAGAUUGUCCGACUGAGCGGGGAUGGCGCUUACAGAAACAUUCUUCGGUGUGCCACGGUGUCCGAUUGUAUGGCUACGUGCCAGAGAUUUCUGCGCCUCUGCGACAAGGCCGAUAAUGAUGCAUUGUGCUCUGGCAGAGAGGCUGCAGAAGUGAUGCACAAUAUGGGUCACCUUUUCAAGGACGGAGCAUUGCUGCAUGCGGCCGGCAGCAUGACUGUGGAGGCCAUGGCGGUCUUGAGGAGCGUGAAUGUCGUCCGCUACCAAGGAGCCCGAUCAGCAGGGCAAAGAGGAGCAAAGCCCGAGCACGUCGCUUAUGUGUGGCGAGAGGACACGACCGAGGCUUCCUUGAAAAAGGACAUGGGCCGAAUCUACAAAGUGAUGACCGCGUACUUUCACCAGAAUUUCCCUCACUGGGAAUACAUGAACAGCCUGGCAUGUUUCGAUCUCCACAGCACAUUGACCAUGGCCCAAAGGCACGAUCUGGUUCUGCGAGUGGCGCAUCAGAAACAGCUGGCGGGGAAGCCUUCGUCCGAUGAGGAGUCCGAAGGCGGCCACGGCUUGUUCGCACGAGCCCUAUGGCAUGCAAAGAACCCGAGCAAACAAUCGUCUAAAACGGCUUGGGUCCGAACUUUGGCCGAGCUACGCAAGUCACAAGUGGCGUCUCGGCCCGAUGCAGUCAAGAUCAUCGCCCACAGCGUCGCGUAUAUGACUUCGACGUGCAACGUCGAACGCUGGCUUCACCAGCUGGCCUUGUCCGAACACAAGUCCCGUGCCCACCACCUGAGCGUCUAUCGCCUGGAAGACGCGGUGAAGCUCAAUGUGCAAUGCAUGGGCGGAACCAGGACGGGCAUGCAGGCCGACGACCUCACAACAACCCCGGGCGAAGCUCUGGCCCGAGGGGUGCAGUGGCAGGCGUCCGACUUUGGCUUGCGAUGCCAGACGGCUUAUCGUGAGUUCUAUGGGGAAAGAGUCCUCCCAGCACGAGGCAUUUUGACUCCGGAAGCCCGGAGCAACAAGCCGAGGCUGGCAGCUCUGAGAAGCUCGUCCGAGAAGUCGCUCAAGAGCCAGAUUGCUGCUCACUCAGCUGCCCUGGACACGUCCACUAGCACGAGCUGCAAGAAAAACCUCAUGAAGGAGUUUGUGGCGGCUGCGACCGAGCUCGUCUCCAGCAAGGACGCCAAUGCGGUGCCCGAAGAAAAGGCCGUGGACAAUGGCAAGGCUCCGAGUGGCUUUGCAGCUUGGCCCGAGGACAGCAAGCCAAUUAUGUCUUUGGCUGACAAGAGCAGCGGGAGCAGCAGCAGCGGCAGCCACAAGCGCAAGAAAACCCCAGUUCCUGAGAUGUCCGAGGCUGGUAAGGACGAGGAAGACAUCAUCGUGGACAAAGUGGUGGCGACCCAAGCAGAGGUUGCCAGAAAGAAGCGGGCGGUGGAGGUGGGUGCAAAGCCGGGUACCGUGCCAGCCUAUGUGCAUCCGACGGGGGCUGUUUUUGGCCCUGUCAAGCUGGCCGAGAAGAGACAGCAGCCCGAGAGGGCAUCAUCAUCCCCAAUGGAAACGCCAGGCGGCAUCAUUAUGGUCCGAAUUGGUCCUGGUGCAGUUUGGCCCGACUCAACCAGCAGCAGGUUCCGGAUAACGCAAGAUUGGGCUGCUACGAGUGUGCUGAUGGUGGACAAUGUGAAUGCGCGUCUCCAGUCCGUAGAUGGCCUGAUGUGCAGGCUCCAUGGCCUCAGCAUUUGUGACAAUGCAUAUAUUGCAACGAGUGGGCGCAAGGGGUCCUGUCUCACCUUUGUCAAAGCACUAGAUUUUACUUAUCAUGUGUACUUGUCCGAGCAGUUUUUGGCCGAAUGCCCUCGACAUGGGGAAGUGUUGCUGGGCCACGGGCAUUUCGAGAAUUGUAAACUCAGGGUUUACCGGGGCUCGAAGCCUGAGAAGCCGAAUCAUCCACGGUUGACGUACGAAGUACGGCCCGAGACAGUGGACAACUUGGCUUCAAAUCAUUUGAACUUGGACGGCCUUCUGAUGAAGCUAGGGGUGUUGCGGCCAGAGUGA
Symbiodinium natans is the source of this 3150-nucleotide messenger RNA. Lineage: Eukaryota; Dinophyceae; Suessiales; Symbiodiniaceae. The record is from the annotation of a GenBank genome assembly.